This is a messenger RNA of Cylas formicarius (sweet potato weevil), 690 nucleotides long. It is a transcript of the gene Cyt-b5, whose product is annotated as cytochrome b5. The record is from RefSeq and is a predicted model, not a curated record. The transcript has 3 exons. Lineage: Eukaryota; Metazoa; Arthropoda; Insecta; Coleoptera; Brentidae. Bases 133 to 528 code for a protein of 131 amino acids. Gene Ontology annotation, molecular function: heme binding. Gene Ontology annotation, cellular component: membrane; intracellular membrane-bounded organelle.
CGUGAACACAUCAUUGCUGAACUGUGCGGUUCGUUGAUUUUAAUCUAGUUGAUAUCUCAGAAGAACGUAAACAAAGAUCGAAAGCUUUGUUUCCUUUCAAAUUUUGCCCUUAAGUUUCAAGUCUCCAUAAAUAUGGCACAAAAUAUCGAAUAUUCAUUUGAGGAUAUAAGGAAGCAUAAUGACAGGAAUAGCACCUGGAUAGUUAUUAACGACGAUAUUUACGAUGUGACCGACUUUUUAAACGAGCAUCCAGGUGGAGAAGAAGUUCUGUUGGAACAAGCAGGCAAGGACGCUAGUGAAAACUUCGAAGACGUCGGCCAUUCCAGCGAUGCCCGCGAAUUGAUGGUAAAAUAUAAAAUUGGUACCCUGGUAGCUUCCGAACGCAAACCGGAAAUACGGAAGAAGGCAGAUCCGGCUUCUUGGGGCGAAAAUACUGAUUCCUCACAAAGCUCAUUUAAAUCAUGGAUUUUACCGAUCGCCUUAGGAUUGUUAGCAACUGUGGUAUAUCGCGUCUAUUUUAUGUCAUAGAUACAUUACAAAUUUAAGGUUCUAGGGACUAACUAACAUAAGCAUCAAGUUAAAAUAUUUCUAAAUGGUUCUUUUCAGCUCUAUUAGUAUAAAUGUUAUGUUAGUACUACUGUUAAAUGCGUCUGUACGAGUUAGGAAAAUAAAAUUCCAACUUUAGAAUAA